AGCCGCCAUUCCAAGCCCUCCGAGGAUUUCUGGCCGCUGGGAGGGCGCCUCCUUAGCCCUGAGCCUCCCAACUCUUAUGGGUGUCCUCUUGGGCUCCCCAGUCCGUGGGGAGGUGCCCCUGCAGGCUUGUGCAGCCAGGCUGCCCAGGGCUCCUCUUGGGUGGGUGUGCUGGAGGUUCGCUGUGGCCCAGGAGUCUGCAUUUCCAGUUUAAGGGGCAGGCCCGGCUGGAAAGAACGAUUUUUGCACAACUUGAUGCCGGCAGGCCCUUCCCAUCCCAGUUAGGUUCUUCACAUGCUAACUAGUAGGUCCACCGGAAAGCAGAGCCUCUGCCUCUGCCCCAGUUACACAGACUGCACAAAUGUGACAGUCUAAAAAGAACAGGACCCGGCCCAGCCCCCACAGGUCUGGCCCCUGGCAGGGCAUGCUUUGUCCUUCCGGGGGGCCCACAAGGAGUGGGAUGGACGCCCCCUUGGGUGGGUUGCUCUGGUGUGGCAUCUGCGGGCCUCCUAGGCUCCUCUUCUCAGCCCAGGGCUCCCUGGCAUCUGAGCAGAGGUGAGGCCCUAGGUGCCUGCUCUGCCCCGGGCAGAGCCUGGGACUCUUCAGCCACUUCCAUGCUUAGGGCACUCCGGGUGUCCUACAGGGGUAGCCCAAGGGCUCAAGGUCGGGCCUUGGACACUAGCUGGACAGUCCCCAACCCCUGCCUGCCCCUGUUUCUCCUUUGUAAAAGGAGAUGCAGAAGGGCAUGGCAACCCCUCUGGUCUAGCUGCCAGGAAAGCCCCAGGCGGAGGGGCCCUUCCGCCCAUUUUGCAGAUGGCUAAGCCGAGGCUCCUGGUGCACAGUGGGCACAAAAUGUGCGUGGCCUGCCCUAUGGAUAGGUUCACUGAAGCCUGGAGGAGCACAAGGACCGUGCUUCCGGCUUGGACAGGGUCGCCUGCUCUUGCCGCUCCCUCCGUAGACUCAGGCGCCCUCUGGCGACCGUAUCUGAACUCCAUUUGAGGCCGCGCAGACGUAGUUCUCGGGAGGAAGGCGGCCUGGACAGAGCGCAUGCGUGGGCGACGGGCCUUUUCUGAACCUGCACACGCGCCGAAGCCAGUCCCAGAGCAGGGGCGGGGCCCUUCGGGAAGGACAGGGCGGGGCUGCCUACGUCGGCGGCGCGGCCGGGGCCUGCGUGCGCGCUGACGUAAACGCCGAGUGACUUGGGGCUCCGGCCACCGUCUUCGGUCUUUCCUUCCGGCCUCUGUCAUGGGGACUCCCGAGAAGGAUGUGAACCUCGGCGCCGGCGCCCCCGACACGCUGCUGCUGGACAAGCACGCGGCCUACAUUUGUGCCUACGGGGCCAAGAAGGACGACUACGAAUACUGUAUGUCCGAGUACUUGAGGAUGAGCGGAAUCUACUGGGGAUUAACGGUGAUGGACCUCAUGGGACAGCUUCACCGAAUGAAUCGGGAGGAAAUCCUCACUUUCAUUAAGGCGUGCCAGCAUGAGUGUGGUGGCAUCAGCGCCAGCCUAGGCCAUGAUCCUCAUCUCUUGUAUACUCUCAGUGCUAUUCAGAUUCUUACUCUUUAUGAUAGUCUUAAUGUUAUUGAUGUAAAUAAAGUUGUUGAAUAUGUACAAAGUCUACAGAAAGAAGAUGGGUCCUUUGCUGGAGACAUCUGGGGGGAGAUCGACACGAGGUUUUCCUUCUGCGCAGUGGCAACCUUAGCACUUUUGGGGAAGCUCGAUGCCAUCAAUAUUGAAAAGGCAAUCGAAUUUGUCUUGUCCUGCAUGAACUUUGACGGCGGCUUUGGGUGCAGACCUGGCUCCGAGUCCCAUGCUGGGCAGAUCUAUUGUUGCACAGGAUUUCUGGCCAUUACUAGCCAGUUACAUCAAGUCAACUCGGAUUUGCUGGGCUGGUGGCUCUGCGAGCGCCAGUUACCCUCUGGUGGUCUCAACGGGCGCCCCGAGAAGUUGCCUGACGUCUGCUACUCCUGGUGGGUCUUGGCCUCCUUGAAAAUCAUUGGGAGGCUCCACUGGAUCGACCGCGAGAAGCUGCGCUGCUUUAUCCUGGCGUGUCAGGAUGAGGAGACCGGGGGCUUUGCUGACAGGCCGGGGGACAUGGUGGACCCUUUCCACACCCUGUUUGGCAUCGCUGGGCUGUCCCUGUUGGGGGAUGAGCAGAUCAAACCUGUCAACCCGGUGUUCUGCAUGCCCGAGGAAGCCCUGCGGCGCAUCAACGUGCAGCCCGAGCUUGUGAACUAGCCGCCUUCCUCCCAUCUGAAUAAUGUUUGGAAAUGACCGAAUAAAAUAGUGUUUUAAAAAAAAAAA
Messenger RNA from Monodelphis domestica (gray short-tailed opossum), 2304 nucleotides. RefSeq names its product Rab geranylgeranyltransferase subunit beta (gene RABGGTB). Gene Ontology annotation, molecular function: Rab geranylgeranyltransferase activity. Gene Ontology annotation, cellular component: Rab-protein geranylgeranyltransferase complex. The record is from RefSeq and is a predicted model, not a curated record. Gene Ontology annotation, biological process: protein geranylgeranylation. Lineage: Eukaryota; Metazoa; Chordata; Mammalia; Didelphimorphia; Didelphidae.